AUGGCCACCAAGGAAAAACUUCAAGAAAUUUCUAAUAUAGUUACUCAACAUACCGAUUUAAUCACUGAGAUCAAAACUGAGAUUCAAUCUCUGGGUGAUAAGAUGAAUCUUCUUAUUAAUUUGUUUCAAUCGGUGCAAUCUAAUCAUCCUGAAGUGUUUGGAUCUGAGACUCAACAACCAUAUCCGGGAAACCCAUUUACAGAUCUUCAUCAGGUGAUUCAUAAUUUCUCCAAUACUGAAUCUCGUAAGUUCACUCGUACCCCCAAGGUUGAUUUCCCACGUUUUAAUGGUACUAAUCCUCGUGGUUGGGCUCUUAAAUAUGACCGGUAUUUUGGUUUACAUAAAUUUCCUGAUGAUGAACGUGUUGAUAUGGCUGCAAUUCAUUUCAAUUCAUCAGCCGAUUCAUGGUUUUUAAAUUACCAACAGGGUAAAGAGUUUAUUUCAUGGGAUACCUUUAAACAUGAUUUAUGUGCUAGAUUUGAGGAUGUUGCUCAGGAUAAUUAUGUUGGUAGUUUCAAUAAACUAGCCCAAACCACCACUAUAGAGGAUUACUAUGAUCUUUGGGAGCACUAUAAGAGCUUUAUGAUAGCUAAUAGUCCUUACCUACCUAAGAGUUUGUAUACAUUGAGCUUCAUUAGUGGGUUAAAAGAGGAGAUACAUACAGUUGUACAAAUGUUCAAACCUGAAAAUACUGCAACAAAUUUUUAUUUGGCUAGGCUGCAACAGGCUUCUUUACAUCACCAGCCUAAACCAACUAAAUCCUUCUCUAGACCAUUUGUACCUUCACCACUUUCUGUUUCCCACCCACCAUCUACAAUCAAACCAUUUUUCUCUCCAUCCUCUACCCUUACCAAGCACAAUACAUCCUCAUCAACUCCCAUUGUAACUCACCCUCCUACACCUACUAAAACAUCACCGGACAAUUCUCUUCCUCCUGUUAAGAGACUCACUCAUGCACAAAUGCAGGUGAGGAAAUAUAAGGGGAUUUGUUACAAUUUUGAUGAGUUCUAUAGACAGAGUCACAGAUGUAAAACUCAACAAUUGUUCAUGCUCAUUGCUGAUGAAGACUUAGAGGACCAUGGAUCCUUGUCUACUGAAGAAAUCUCUGAUACAUAUCCUUCGGCUUCUGAUUCUACAAUUGAGAUUUCCUUACAGGCCUUGACAGGAAAUAUUGCUCAUGACACUAUUAGAAUCUCUGGUCAUCUCAACAAGCAUCCUGUGGUUGUACUUAUUGACACAGGAAGCACCCAUAACUUCAUUGAUGCUGCCUUAACUUCCAAAUUGGGUCUUCAUGUUUCUCCCACUGGCCACAUGCUUGUUACAGUUGCUAAUGGAGACAGUACAAUCAACAUGGGUAUUUUCCAUCAUCUCAACUGGGAAAUGCAAGGACAUCAAUUCUCUUCAAACUUACAAGAUCUUCCUCUUGGUGGUUGCGAUAUUGUUUUGGGAGCAGAUUGGUUGCGACAACUUGGUGAUGUUACCUUUAACUUCAAUAAGAUGAGCAUUUCUUUUAUACAUCAAGGCAACCCAAUCGCACUUCAGGGUACUACUUCUAAACCUUAUCUGAGUCUCAUUAGUGCUUCUUCCUUAAAGAAGUUUAUUAAGAGUAAUACCCCUACACUCAUAGGUCAAUUUUUCUAUAUUUAUGUUACCCCUGUACUUCCACCACCACUUGCAGUCUCUGCUCUUCUAGAUACUUUUUCAGAUGUUUUUGCAGAUGCUACUGGACUUCCUCCUUCUAGGUCGCUUGACCAUCAAAUCCCACUUAAAACAGGGCUAAUCCAACUUCUCAAAGACCAUAUAAGUGGCCUUAUGUCCAUAAGCCUGUGGUCGAAUCAUUAG
Messenger RNA from Papaver somniferum (opium poppy), 1842 nucleotides. RefSeq lists its product as uncharacterized. The record is from RefSeq and is a predicted model, not a curated record. The transcript has a single exon. Gene Ontology annotation, biological process: proteolysis. Gene Ontology annotation, molecular function: aspartic-type endopeptidase activity. The coding region runs from base 1 to 1842 and encodes 613 amino acids. Lineage: Eukaryota; Viridiplantae; Streptophyta; Magnoliopsida; Ranunculales; Papaveraceae.